Messenger RNA from Plasmodium inui San Antonio 1, 204 nucleotides. RefSeq lists its product as hypothetical. The record is from RefSeq and is a predicted model, not a curated record. The transcript has a single exon. Lineage: Eukaryota; Apicomplexa; Aconoidasida; Haemosporida; Plasmodiidae. Bases 1 to 204 code for a protein of 67 amino acids.
AUGUCCAGAAGCAAUAAGCUUAACGGGAAACGACAAACUCCCUUCAUACAAAGGCAAGCAGGUGUCUGUGGCAGCUAUGUUUCGAAACAACAAAUACAUAUGAUAAAGUACAUUACAGAUAAUUCCUUCCACAAAAUUAUGAGGCUGUACAAUAAGGAGACCCCCAAGUAUGUAAUACAUAAGACGAGCAGUAACAAUGCAUGA